Molecule: messenger RNA, 968 nt
Organism: Sorghum bicolor (sorghum)
Lineage: Eukaryota; Viridiplantae; Streptophyta; Magnoliopsida; Poales; Poaceae
Exons: 4
Coding region: 370-891 (173 amino acids)
Source: RefSeq, a predicted model, not a curated record
UUGAAAAAAGUUCACAAUUGGACCCCUGGAAAACUUAAAUGCAGAAAUGGACCCAGGGGUCGGCGCCAUGCAUCAUGGCGCCGAGGUUUCACGUCUCGGCGCCAUGGAUCACGGCGCCGAGGCCCCUGGCUGCCUUCUGACUUGGAUCCGACGUGGCAGGGAGCUCGGCGCCACAGAUCACGGCGCCGAGCUCGGCGCCACAGAUCACGGCGCCGAGCUCCCUGGUACUAAUCAUCCGACGCCUUCGCUACCAGUUCAUAUUUUCAUCUCCCCUCUCGGCUCUCUCUCUCCAAAAACCGAGCACGAAUUUGGAUUCAAUAUUUGGACCAUCAAAAGUUUGAUUUGUUCCAUAGAUCUUGAAGAGCCAGAAUGCCACGUCGUGGAAAAAGUAGCAAACCAAGCUAUGGCCGGACGACCGGUAGUCCGUACAUCCACAAGCCGCUUCCUAGCGGUGUUCCAGUACCUAUGUGCUUUUGUGGUGAUCCUUGCAAGGUAGAAAUUUCGGAAGACGAGGAAACCUAUCGGCAGAGGUAUUGGAUGUGUUCGAAUUUUGCCUGGGAGCCUACGCCAAAACAACGCCGCAGUAACUUUAUUACCCCUCCACCAUUGUGUGAUUUUGAGCAGUGGAUCGACACUGAGAUUAAGGAGUCCGACAAGCGGCUUCUACAAGGCCUAAAGGAGUGGGAUGCGGAGCGUGCUGAGAUAUUAGAGAAGAGACGUAGAGAGGAGGCUCAAAAGAGGGAGCACAAGGAAGAGGAGGAAAGAAGACGUGUUGCUGCGGCUCGGGAGGAGAGGGAAAAGAAGCUUGAGCGUGUGCGCCGAGCGAAGGCAGCGAUGGAUGAGAAUCCAGAUGCCGAGAGGAAGGGAAAGUGGCCUCGUUGCACUCAGUAGUUACAUUACCUUCUUGUUCUUUGUUUGGUUCAUGGACAAUAUUGUUUUUGUGUUGGACUUUUCAAUUUAUUGUCAUG